Moneuplotes crassus is the source of this 396-nucleotide messenger RNA. The record is from the annotation of a GenBank genome assembly. Lineage: Eukaryota; Ciliophora; Spirotrichea; Euplotida; Euplotidae.
AAAUGAAGUUCGAAGAAUACCAAACCAAAAUCUUUGGCAAAGUCCCUCUCACCUUCCAGUAUUUGUUCAUGGACCAGUGAGUCUAUGUUUAUGUUGGAGAUACCUCUCAUGUUUCAACCAACUUAUUCCAUGCCAUUGCUUCUCCUUAUGAUAAAUUACCUCUAUGAACAACUUUGAGCACAGAGAUUGAAGAAGAUGGAGCAGAUGAGUCAGACAUUUACCAGUUGAUGGCCAAGAGAAUCACCAAGAAGACUCAACAAGUAGUCACGCUGUCAGUCAAUGUGUCGCCGAUGAUCAUCAAGAACGAAGGAGACAUGCUCUUUCACCGAAUCGAGAAACUUGUUUGUGACCGAAUCAACGCUGAGCAGCCAUAAUUCAACCAAAUUAUCCAAAACA